AGACGAAAGAAAGAGGAGCAAAGAAAGGCGCACAAGAAAGAGCUGAGGAGGGAAGCCAAAGAGGCAGAAGAGCGAAGGCGAGAGGAACAGCUUCGCGGUUCUGGCAGUCCCGCCACAGCCAUUUUUGAGCGCAGAGACAGCCCGAGACCAUCGGAAAACAGCUUUGCAUUCUCCAGACUGGCUUUCGAGGAUGGCACUGCGGCGGAUGCCUCCCUGAGCACACUUAAUGACGCCAAGAAGAAGAAGGGACCACAAGAUCCAAAGACUGCGCUCUUGGCUGCUCAGAAGAAGCAAGCGCGAAUCAGUGGACUCGAUGCAGGCAAGAAGGCCGACAUUGAAGAGAAGGAUAUGUGGCUGCACGCCAAGAAGCGAGCGCAUGGUGAGAGGGUACGUGAUGACACAAGCUUGCUGAAGAAGGCUUUGAAGCGGAAGGAGAAGCAGAAGAACAAAUCUGAAAGGGAAUGGAAGGAAAGAGAGGAGAACAUUACAAAAGCUCGAGAGGCUAAGCAGAAAAAGCGCGAGACAAAUCUGCAGAAGAGACGAGAUGAGAAGGGCCAGAAGGGCAAGAAGAAGGGUGGCUCAAGUGGUGGAGCGAAAGGAAAGAAGAAGGGCAGACCUGGGUUCGAAGGCCGAUUUAAGGCUUAAUGAGGGAUGGCAUGGCAUGGCAUUGUAUAGAUCUCAGCGCUUACGGCAGCAGUCAUAAUCACACCAUCCUUUUCAUGCCAG
This is a messenger RNA of Pseudocercospora fijiensis CIRAD86, 726 nucleotides long. RefSeq lists its product as uncharacterized. Gene Ontology annotation, biological process: ribosomal large subunit biogenesis; ribosomal small subunit biogenesis. The annotation marks the transcript as partial. Gene Ontology annotation, molecular function: DNA binding; RNA binding. The transcript has a single exon. NCBI's taxonomy places the organism in Eukaryota, Fungi, Ascomycota, Dothideomycetes, Mycosphaerellales, Mycosphaerellaceae. Gene Ontology annotation, cellular component: nucleolus. The record is from RefSeq and is a predicted model, not a curated record.